Messenger RNA from Pteronotus mesoamericanus, 2465 nucleotides. RefSeq names its product G2/M-phase specific E3 ubiquitin protein ligase (gene G2E3). Gene Ontology annotation, molecular function: ubiquitin-protein transferase activity. The record is from RefSeq and is a predicted model, not a curated record. Gene Ontology annotation, cellular component: nucleus. The transcript is spliced from 16 exons. NCBI's taxonomy places the organism in Eukaryota, Metazoa, Chordata, Mammalia, Chiroptera, Mormoopidae. The coding region runs from base 230 to 2350 and encodes 706 amino acids.
GAUUUUGAAUCUUGGAGGCCGUUGGAUGGGAAUGUCUGGGUUGUUGCAGCGCGAGAACUGAAAAGUGACACGGCCCUUCUGGAACUUCUUUCCCGUGCUUUGGGAUUGAACCUGCAACCUUGGCUCUAACCAACUAAACUACCUGCACAGGAAUCAUUUCCUCCAAUUUUAAGUGUCCACAGACUACCACCCUUAUCGGGAACUAUUGGUCUAAUUGUGUAAAAGUAAAAUGAAUGAAAAAAAACCUGGUGACUCACAGACUCUUGCUUGUGUUUUCUGUCGAAAAAAUGAUGACUGCCCUAAUAAAUAUGGAGAAAAAAAAACUAAUGAGAAAUGGAACCUCACUGUCCAUUACUAUUGUUUGUUGAUGUCAAGUGGAAUUUGGCAGAGAGGUAAAGAAGAAGAAGGAGUUUAUGGUUUUCUAAUAGAAGACAUAAGGAAAGAAGUGAAUAGAGCUUCCAAACUGAAAUGCUGUGUUUGCAAGAAAAGUGGUGCUUCAAUUGGAUGUGUUGCACCUCGAUGUAAACGAAGUUAUCAUUUCCCAUGUGGACUUCAAAGAGAAUGUAUUUUUCAAUUCACUGGCAAUUUUGCGUCGUUUUGUUGGAACCAUCGACCUGUUCAAAUAAUUACACCUAAUAAUUAUAGAGACUCAAUACCAUGCACCAUUUGCUUGGAAUUUGUUGAGCCUAUUCCAACUUACAACAUACUACGAAGUCCUUGUUGUAAGAAUGCUUGGUUUCACAGAGACUGUUUACAGGUUCAAGCAAUAAAUGCAGGAGUGUUUUUCUUUAGGUGCACAAUAUGCAAUAAUAGUGACAUGUUUCAGAAAGAGAUGCUGAAAAUGGGAAUUCAUAUUCCUGAAAAAGAUGCAUCUUGGGAAUUAGAGGAAAAUGCUUAUCAAGAGCUUCUGCAGCACUAUGAGCAUUGUGAUGUACGAAGAUGUCGUUGCAAGGAAGGGAGAGACUAUAAUGUGCCUAAUAGCAAAUGGGAAAUAAAGCGCUGUCAGUGUUGUGGUUCUAGUGGAACACAUUUAGCCUGUUCCUCACUACAGUCAUGGGAACAAAAUUGGGAGUGUUUGGAAUGUAGAGGUAUUCUCUACAAUUCAGGGGGUUUCCAAAAAGCCAAAAAACAUACAUUACCCAACACUAACAAUGUUGGAAUAAAUGAUUGUUUGUUGGAAGGAUCAUCACCUAAAUUACCCAGACAGUCACCUGGAGCCCAGCAUAAAGAUCUGCUGAGGCAAGGCAACAAAUUUAGAAGAGACAUUUCAACAAUAAUUAUAGAGUUAGGGUUUCAGAUUGUUAAAAAAACUAAAAGAUUCUAUAUCAACAAAGCGGACAUCUGGAAUAGUGCCCUAAAUGGAUUCAGAAAUCAAAAGUUUAAUCCUUCAUACACAAUUGAAGUAGUAUAUGUUAAUGAAAAUGAUAAUUUUGGAAUAGAGCAUUCUGGAUCAAAGCAAGAAUUUCUAAGUCGUUUAAUGCACCAUCUUGAGAACUCACCAUUGUUUGAAGGGUCCUUGUCAAAGAACUUGUCCCUAAAUUCUCAAGCUCUCAAAGAGAAUCUUUACUAUGAAGCUGGCAAAAUGCUUGCCAUUUCUUUGGUACAUGGGGGUCCUUCACCUGGUUUCUUUUCUAAAACUUUGUUUAACUGCCUUGUUUAUGGACCAGAAAAUACCUUACCAAUUUUCGAUGAUGUUUCAGACUUUGACGUGGCACAGAUUAUAAUCAGGAUAAAUACUGCAACAAAUAUAGCUGACUUAAACUCAGUUAUGAAUGAGUGCUAUAGCUACCUAGAGUUUAUUGGAUGUCUAAGACUUAUAACAUCAUUAAGUGAUAAAUACUUACUGGCAAAAGAUAUACUUGCUUACCAUGUAAUUAAGAGAGUCCAAGCACCUUUUGAAAGUUUUAAGCAGGGUCUGAAAACUCUUGGUGUUUUGGAGAAAAUUCAGACUUAUCCGGAAGCAUUUUAUAGCAUCUUUUGUCAUAAACCUGAGAAUCUUUCUGCAAAAAUCCUUAGUGAUCUUUUUACAGUACACACAUUAUCUGAUGCACAGUGUUUGGGGUUUUGGAACAGUUACUUACAGGCUGUUGAGGAUGGUAAAUCUGCAACAACAAUGGAAGACAUUCUUGUUUUUGCAACUGGUUGCAAUUCCAUUCCACCUGCAGGAUUUAAACCCACUCCUUCAAUUGAGUGCCUCCAUAUAGAUUUUCCUGUUGGAAACAAGUGUAAUAACUGUUUAGCUCUUCCAAUCACCAAGACAUAUAAAGAAUUUCAAGAAAAAAUGGACUUUGCCAUAAGAAACACUCUAAGACUAGAAAAGGAAGAAAGUUCUCAUUAUAUUGGACAUUAACAUGUUUUGAACAAAGAGAUGCUUCUUUAAAAGCUGCUAUGGAUAUUUUUGUUUCAAGAAUCUGUCCAUCAUCACUGUUGAACACACUUCUGAGCUUCUUGGUCCAAUAAAAUUG